AUGGAAGACAAGAAAGACCGUUUACCCACAAAAUCAUUUUUACCCAUUCUAUCAAAGCAACAUCAUGAUAUUGGACAUAUAAAAAAAGUUCAAAUUGGAAAGUUUUUGAUGGACGUUUGGUACGUAGCACCUUAUCCAGAAGAGUAUAGCCGACUAGAGACAUUGUAUGUAUGCGAGUUUUGCUUAAAGUAUAUGAAGAGUCGAUAUAUAGCCAAGAGGCACAAGGUGAAAUGUCCUAUGAAAUAUCCACCAGGAAAUGAGAUAUACAGAGAUGGACAGCUAUCGGUGUUUGAAGUAGAUGGGAAGAAGAACAAGAUGUACUGUCAGAACCUUUGUCUACUGGCCAAGAUGUUUUUGGACCAUAAAACACUUUAUUAUGAUGUAGAACCAUUCUUGUUCUAUAUACUGACGGAGGCUAACCAAGCAGGAUGUCAGUUUGUUGGAUACUUUUCAAAAGAAAAGAAAUCACUGCUCAAUUAUAAUUUAUCAUGCAUUAUGACAUUACCUUCCUAUCAAAGAAACGGCUAUGGACAAUUUCUGAUCGACUUUAGCAAGAAAAAGACUAACUGGCCUAUAGGCUAUCUGUUAUCAAAAAGAGAGGGUAAGACGGGGUCACCAGAAAAACCGUUAUCAGAUUUAGGAUUAUUGAGCUAUAGAAAAUACUGGAUCAACUCAAUUAAAAAGUUUCUAAAAGAGCAUCCAGCGAGGACAAGUAUUGAAGAAAUCAGUAAAGAGACAUGUAUUACAGUGAAUGAUAUCAUAGCCACCCUUGAAUACAACCGUAUGCUAAGGAAGAAUAAACAGGGUCAAUACGAGAUUAUAAUGAAUGAAAAGAAUGAUCAGCCUAUCAGAAAUUAUGUUAAAAGCGAAUUACUUAUUUGGGUACCUUAUUUAGUAACCAAACAAGGAGGUACUGGCACCUUGAAGAAACCACGAGAAAGUAAAUUUAUCGAAUAUGGCGUAAGCAAAAUGCUAGACCUAAGGAAGGGCUAA
Rhizopus microsporus ATCC 52813 is the source of this 993-nucleotide messenger RNA. RefSeq lists its product as uncharacterized. The record is from RefSeq and is a predicted model, not a curated record. Gene Ontology annotation, biological process: regulation of DNA-templated transcription. Bases 1 to 993 code for a protein of 330 amino acids. NCBI's taxonomy places the organism in Eukaryota, Fungi, Mucoromycota, Mucoromycetes, Mucorales, Rhizopodaceae. The transcript is spliced from 4 exons. Gene Ontology annotation, molecular function: histone acetyltransferase activity.